Messenger RNA from Talaromyces atroroseus, 858 nucleotides. RefSeq lists its product as hypothetical. NCBI's taxonomy places the organism in Eukaryota, Fungi, Ascomycota, Eurotiomycetes, Eurotiales, Trichocomaceae. The record is from RefSeq and is a predicted model, not a curated record. The coding region runs from base 1 to 858 and encodes 285 amino acids. Gene Ontology annotation, molecular function: feruloyl esterase activity. The transcript is spliced from 3 exons.
AUGAACGCGCGGUCAACAGCCGAGUUUCUCGCCACAUUCAAUGCGACUGUUGAACAACCAUGCUAUAUGUUGCUACAUUAUUUCACGCACGCCGCGGAAGUCACUGUCGCGAGCACAAGAGACGCCAUUGGACUUCUCUACUCUGCGGUCGAUCAACUACUUGAAGGAGAUGUUUUCAGCCUACGAAAGGCCGUGCGAAUGCUCCUCAAACUCGUGCUCGCGUUAUUUCUACUUGUGGCUCCAUCCAUCGCAGACAUACAGUAUUUGACGAGCAGCAACGUCACUCGCAGCUAUUGGAUACACCCACCCGAUGAUUUUCAGCAGGGACACAAGUACCCCGUUGUCAUAGCUUUUCAUGGAGGGAGUAGGCUGGGAUCAGACGCUGAUGGGUUCGCCAUGGAGCUAGAUGCGCGACUGUCGUUGCCUCUGGUGCGGACAUCUUACUCCAAAAAUAAACAGAGGUAUUUUGUUUAUCCCAAUGGUGUUGGUGGUGCAUGGGCUGGCCCAACUUACGCCGAGGUUUCAGUGGAAGAAGAUCUUCAAUUUGUUUCCGAUAUGAUUGCAGACAUCAAAUCACGGUACAGCAAUAUUGAUGAUAAUCGUAUCUAUGCCGCAGGUAUGUCUAAUGGGGGUGGUUUUGUUGGGACGCUUGCCUGCAGCGAAGUAGGUGCACAGUUUGCGGGAUUCGCGUCUGUUGCUAGCUCCUUUUAUACGGAUGUCGAGAGUGUAGACUGUUCCCCAGCACGAUUGCCCCUUCCUAUGUUGGAAAUUCAUGGAGGGAGUGACAAGGUAGUCCCCUAUGCCGGGGGCAUGGGACAUGGAGGGCCUCUACCGCCUAUUCCGGAAUGGUAUAGAUGA